GAUUUACGAGCCCAAUUGAAACUAAUCUGAAACCGACUAUGGGUUCCAUAGAAACACCAACAAAUCCGGAGAACGGCUCCGCAACUCUGUCCCCUGCCGUCACAGCCGCCGACUUGCACCAGAAGCCACAUUCCGCUGUCAACGGUACGCCUCCGCAGGCCGCUGAAAUGACGCAGAUGGAAUCUGACUCGUUGAAGAAGAGAAGGUCGAGUGUGCUACCGCUUGAGGUUGGUACUCGUGUGAUGUGCCGUUGGAGGGACGGCAAGUAUCACCAGGUAAAGGUCAUCGAGCGCCGCAAGAUGCAGUGCGGUGGACCCAACGAUUACGAGUAUUACGUCCAUUACACCGAGUUUAACAGGAGGCUUGAUGAAUGGGUGAAGCUUGAACAAUUAGAUCUUGAUUCAGUGGAAACUGUUGUAGAUGAGAAGGUGGAAGACAAGGUAACAAGCUUGAAAAUGACACGACACCAAAAACGUAAGAUUGAUGAAACACAUGUUGAGGGCCAUGAGGAGCUUGAUGCUGCCAGCUUACGUGAACAUGAGGAAUUUACAAAAGUGAAAAAUAUAGCUACUAUUGAACUGGGGAGAUAUGAGAUUGAGACAUGGUAUUUCUCCCCCUUUCCACCAGAAUACAAUGAUUCUGUCAAGCUGUACUUUUGUGAGUUUUGCCUCAAUUUCAUGAAGCGUAAAGAACAGCUUCAAAGGCAUAUGAGGAAGUGUGAUCUCAAGCAUCCCCCUGGUGAUGAGAUUUAUCGAAGUGGUACAUUGUCAAUGUUCGAGGUUGAUGGCAAAAAGAACAAAGUUUAUGGCCAGAAUCUUUGUUAUUUAGCAAAGCUAUUUCUUGAUCACAAGACCCUUUAUUAUGAUGUCGAUCUGUUUCUUUUCUACAUUUUGUGUGAAUGUGAUGAUCGAGGAUGCCACAUGGUUGGAUAUUUUUCCAAGGAAAAGCAUUCAGAGGAAUCAUAUAAUUUGGCAUGUAUUCUCACUCUUCCUCCUUACCAAAGGAAAGGCUAUGGAAAAUUUUUAAUUGCUUUCUCUUAUGAGCUUUCCAAGAAGGAAGGUAAAGUUGGUACACCUGAAAGACCGCUUUCUGACCUAGGGUUGUUGAGCUACAGAGGAUACUGGACCCGAGUUCUUUUGGACAUCUUGAAAAAGCACAAGGGAAAUAUUUCUAUCAAGGAGCUCAGUGACAUGACAGCCAUCAAAGCGGAGGAUAUUUUGACCACCCUUCAGAGCCUAGAAUUGAUUCAGUACAGAAAGGGACAGCAUGUGAUUUGUGCAGAUCCAAAAGUGUUGGAUCGUCAUCUAAAAGCUGCUGGCCGUGGUGGUCUCGAGGUUGAUGUUAGCAAAUUGAUAUGGACUCCUUAUAAAGAACAAGGUUGAUUAGAGGAUCUAAUUAUUGCCUUGUAAUUUGGACAUGUUCUAUUUCCUGUAUAAAUGAAUGUAUCUCUUAGGAAAUGAAGUUAGGUGAAUAUAAGUGCGAGACAUUGAGCUUCAUAGGGACAUGAUUUUUUUACGCUUAAGUUGUCUGUUAAUUGUCACAUGUAAUGAAAUGUAACCUAAAUUUGAAUUCUAGAAGAAGAAAUAUCUGCCGUUUUACUGA
Manihot esculenta (cassava) is the source of this 1602-nucleotide messenger RNA. Its product is annotated as histone acetyltransferase of the MYST family 1. Gene Ontology annotation, biological process: regulation of DNA-templated transcription. Lineage: Eukaryota; Viridiplantae; Streptophyta; Magnoliopsida; Malpighiales; Euphorbiaceae. Gene Ontology annotation, molecular function: histone acetyltransferase activity. The transcript is spliced from 9 exons. The record is from RefSeq and is a predicted model, not a curated record. Bases 39 to 1382 code for a protein of 447 amino acids.